Osmerus eperlanus (European smelt) is the source of this 2708-nucleotide messenger RNA. RefSeq names its product T cell immune regulator 1, ATPase H+ transporting V0 subunit a3a (gene tcirg1a). Gene Ontology annotation, molecular function: proton-transporting ATPase activity, rotational mechanism; ATPase binding. Lineage: Eukaryota; Metazoa; Chordata; Actinopteri; Osmeriformes; Osmeridae. The transcript has 18 exons. Bases 351 to 2270 code for a protein of 639 amino acids. The record is from RefSeq and is a predicted model, not a curated record. Gene Ontology annotation, cellular component: vacuolar proton-transporting V-type ATPase complex; plasma membrane; proton-transporting V-type ATPase, V0 domain. Gene Ontology annotation, biological process: vacuolar acidification; proton transmembrane transport.
AACACUUCUUAUGCUAUAGAGUAUCAAACCGGUGUGCUACGAAGCUAUACUAUCUGAACGGGACAGUUGCACGACAAACUACGGAACAGCUCCCGGUAUUCGUUUCGCAGUUGGCAGUACGUGAGCAUUCGGAUAACUGUGGAUCCUUUGUUUACAUCUGCAUAGUACACGAGCUGUAAUCGACUGGCAGCGAGGACGAAAUGCGGGACAAGCCGCUUGGUCUGCUUAUCUAUCUUAUCAGCAGGAUAAAAGAGGCGGCUAAACCGUUAGCUAGCGCGUGUUGAUUUAAAGGUUGUCAACCUUCGGUUAUCUUUUUGCUUCUGGAAGCAACUGCCUAUAAACAGGUCGCCAUGGGAGCGCUGUUCCGAAGCGAGGAGGUGUGUCUUGUCCAGCUCUUCCUCCAAUCCGGGUCGGCCUACAACUGCGUGAGCGAGCUCGGGGAGCUGGGAUUGGUGGAAUUCAGAGACCUCAACCCCAAUGUGAACUCCUUCCAGAGGAAGUUUGUGAACGAGAUCAGGCGCUGUGAGGAGAUGGAGAAAACCUUUACGUUUCUGGAGCAGGAGAUUGGCCGGUCCCUGGCGGUGCCCCUCCCCGCCCCCAGCCCCCUCCCCUCAGCCCCCCAGCCCAGAGAGCUGCUGUCCAUCGAGGAGGAGAGCGAGAGGCUGGCUAGAGAACUACGAGAGGUUUCCAGAAACAGAGACAGAUUGAGGAGUCAGCUGAAUCAGCUCAGCCAAUACCGUGGGGUUCUCAUCCAGACACACCCGCUCACCGUCUCACAGGCUCCUCCCUCUAGUCUGGAGAGCUCCGCCCUGUUGGACAGCAGACAGGACAUCAGGCUCAGCUUCGUGGCGGGAGUGGUCCACCCCUGGAAGGUGCCGGCGUUCGAGCGGUUGCUAUGGCGAGCAUGUCGCGGAUACAUCAUUGUUGAUUUUCGGGAGAUGGAAGAAAGACUGGAACAGCCUGAGACGGGCGAGAUGGUUCAGUGGACAGUCUUCCUCAUCUCCUAUUGGGGCGAACAGAUUGGUCAGAAAGUCAAGAAGAUCUGUGAUUGCUUCCACACCCACACGUUUGUGUACCCAGAAGGCACUGCAGAGAGGGGUCAGAUUCUGAAUGGCCUGCAGAGCAGAAUAGUGGACAUCGGACUGGUCCUGACCCAGACAGAGCAGUACAUGCAGCAGCUCCUGGCCCGCUGCGUGGGGGCGCUGCCCCAGUGGAAGGUCCGGGUCUCCAAGAGCAAGGCGGUCCACACGGUGCUGAACCUCUGCAGCCCCUCCGUCACCGACAAGUGUCUGAUCGCCGAGGCCUGGUGUCCCGUCAGGAAGCUGCUGCUGCUGCAGAGCGCCCUCAUAGAGGGGACGAUCUGGCGACUGGCCAACAACCACCUGACCUUCCUCAACUCCUACAAGAUGAAGAUGUCGGUUAUCAUCGGGGUCAUACACAUGACCUUCGGAGUGUGCCUCUCGCUCUUCAACUACACUCAGAGGGGCCAGCUAAGCAGUGUGUUCCUGGUCCUGCUACCAGAGCUGGUGUUCAUGCUGAGUCUGUUUGGCUACCUGGUCUUCAUGGUGGUCUACAAGUGGGUGGUGUUCGGCCCGCACGACUCAGACCGAGCCCCCAGCAUCCUCAUCCACUUCAUAGACAUGUUCCUGUUCUCUGUCAACCCCGACAACCCAGCCCUCUACCCCGGACAGCUGAUAGCCCAGAGGGUCCUGGUGGUUCUGGCCUUGGCCUCGGUACCAGUGCUGUUGCUAGGGAAACCACUCUACCUCUACUACCACCACAGAAGAAAAGCCAGCCGCAGAGCGGGAGAAGAGCGCCCUCUGGUGACAGACACCACCUCCAUCAACACUUUGCAGGGAGACCUGGAGGAAGGAGAGAGGGGGGAAGAGGAGGUGUUUGACUGUGUGGAGGUGUUCAUGCACCAGGCCAUCCACACCAUAGAGUACUGCCUGGGCUGCAUCUCCAACACAGCCUCCUACCUUAGGCUCUGGGCCCUCAGCCUGGCCCAUGCACAGCUGUCGGAGGUGCUGUGGGUGAUGGUGAUGAGGAUCUCCCUGUCGUGGCAUGGCUACGUGGGCUCCGUGGUGCUGGCCGUCAUCUUCUCCUGCUUCGCCACGCUCACCGUCUCCAUCCUCCUCGUCAUGGAGGGCCUGUCUGCGUUCCUGCACGCGCUCAGACUGCACUGGGUGGAAUUCCAGAACAAGUUCUACAGUGGAACCGGUUACAAGCUCAAUCCCUUCUCCUUCAGCUCUGUCCUAAACCCACUGUAGAACAUUCAGCCCACUAUGGAAGGCUCUGGAACAUUUAGCCUGAUUCAGAAUCUUCUAGUACUACGUGUCUGUACUCUGGACCUCGCUUGGCAACCGAUUGGAGGGGAAGACCAGAGAGGAGGAGCCUUAAAUCCUCUCCUCCAAUGAGCUUUGAAGAGAACAAGGAAAAUAAAACUAGAUUCAUCCUGUGUUUCUAAGAUGAAGAUGUAACACAUUUAGCUUAAUAUCUGCUAGCAUUGUUGUUUUAUACUUCAUUUAUGACUUUUUCAGCUCCUUUGUGAAGAAAGUAGAUCUUGUACAUAAUAUUUAGGUUUGUUUGCUCAGGAAGAGGUUUGGAGUUUCUGGGAAGCCUAGGAGAGUUUGGGAAGUACCUGUCCCAGGUUGCACUGGGGCAGUUUAAUAAUAGAUGAACAAUAAAUGCUUGUUUUAUACCUACCA